AAGUGGCUUGCAGGCAGAGUUUACGAGCCCAGUUGUGUCAGUGUUUGAAGAUCAAUUUUGUUGCACUUUUUUUUUGUAACGUUUGCGGUAAUGUAAUGUCGUCAUCACUCUAGUGGUUCUUGAAGAGCUUGAAGAGUUCAGUGGCGGAGCCACACGUGUUUGGUGAAAUAAGCGGAAUAAAGUCGUGGUAAAAAGUGGGACUUCAACUGAAAAAAAUAUGAUAAAUAUCUCAGAAGACAAGUGAAUAAUUUCGUCAAAACUAAGGAUUACUUGCGAGCAGUCUGGAGUUGUUUUGCACGAAUUGAACCAACAAAACGUCGAUCAUUAGUCAUUGUUGCGCGUGGCUACCACAAGGCAGGGAGACCAGACCUUUGCAGCAGCAGCAGUGCCAGUGAAUAGUGUAGUGAUUUAGGGAGCAAAAAAAAAAAAAAACCGGAGAAGGAGUAUAACGAGAUUUGCCGACGGUCCGAGAUUGGGACAAGUGAGUCCCGUUCUAGGUAGACCAAGUGUUUGUAACUUGUUUUCGUGUUCAUGGUGGGUGGAUGCUGGUAGUGCAGUGAGUUUUUAUGACCCAGCUCGCAGCGAGGUUCUGCCAGGGGAUCUCCCAUUAGUUGUGUACAUUGUUGAAUAAGACAAGAAUUCAUAAUUGUGUCCAGCGAAAAACAUUUGGAAUUGUUGUUUUUGGCGCGCAAGCAGAUAAACUUAUGGUUAUGGACAUUAUAUAAUGCACAUUAAUUUGAACCAUGGAACUGCUGGUAUCGCAAAAGUCCGAACCGGACUCGCAGCGCACUUUGGCGGCAGCCGGAAUCGAGAAUCCGGCCGUCACGCUAGAUCUGGACGACACCAGCAGCGUCAUCAGUGACAUCUCGAAGGUGCCCCGAGUUCCCGGCGACGGGGCCCAAGCGGAAGAUGUGAUAGACCCUGCGACGGUGCGACCACUUUCGAUGGUCAACCCUGGUGGGGAGCUUUUGGAGCGGCUACCAUCGUUGGAUGAGAAGACGAAGAAGAAGUUAAGCAACGGAGAUCUCAAGCUGCCGACGACGGCGGUCACGGCGAGUGGAAUGUUUCAGGAAGGCGAAAGUAAUGGACGUGAUGUUAAAGAUGGCACCCGGCACCAGCAACCGAACGGAGUGACCACGCCGGUAAUUACCGAGGACGACAUCGGUAACGGGAAAUGUGGCGUCCUCACGACUCCGACGUCCGGGGAUAAUGGUGGAUGUGGGGGUGGGGGAGAGGAUGAGGGCGGCGGGGGUGGCACAAAUGGUACCCCGGCCAACAGUUGCGCCCUGCCUCCCCUCAGCAGCAGCACCUACUCGGCCUUUAAGCGGGGCAACGUGGUCAAGGGCAUCCUGUGUCCGUCGAUGACCAACUCGUUUCGGGCGCCGUCCCUCGAGCGGUCCUAUCUGACCUACUCCCACCGGCAGCGCCAGAAGUCGCUCAUCCUGGUCAACGUCGUUGACCUGGUGCUCAAGAUCGUGCUGGCCUCGGUCUGGAUUGGAUUCAAUCAUCCAACGACGAUAAAAGCCCACGAAAUCACGUGGUCGGUUUCGUGCGUCAUCUCGAACUUCCUGAUCUGCGUGCUCGGCAGCUGGCGUCUGUUCGCCAACAACUACCUGCACUGGGCGGCCGUUUGCACCUGGCUGCUGCUCAACCUGCAGGGCUUCAUCGGCGAGGGGUUGGGCUUUGCCGAGCGGGAGUACCUCAUCUGGUACGUGCUCUUCAUCAUCUUCGUCCCGUACGCGAUGCUUCCGCUGCCGCUGAAGUGGUGUAUGAUCGCCGGAUCGGUUUCGGCCAUUUGCCAUCUGAUCGUGACCACCAUCAACAAGUUUCUGCACGAAACGGACACCACGUGCAUCGUGCGGCAGAUGAUUGCCAACUCGCUGCUGUACCUGGCGAUUAACUUUGCCGGCAUGUACACCAAAUAUCUGACCGACCGGGGCCAGCGGUUGGCCUUCAUCGAGACGCACAAGGCGAUGGAACACAAGCGCGAGUCGGAGAAGGAGUACCAGCGGACGCAGCGGCUGCUCGACUCCAUCCUGCCGAUGUUCGUCAACAACGACAUCCGCAAGGAGAUGUACAAAUCGCCGGAGCAGCAGGCCCAGGUGGACACCCAGUUCAAGAAGCUGUACAUCUACCACAUGGACAACGUAAGCAUUCUGUUCGCGGACAUCAAGGGCUUCACCGAGCUGGCGAGCAAGACGUCGGCCCAGCAGCUGGUCAAGGUGCUGAACGAUCUGUUCGCGCGGUUCGACAAGAUCGCCGAGGACAAUCACUGCCUGCGGAUCAAGCUGCUGGGCGACUGCUACUACUGCGUGUCGAUGUUCGACAGCCAGAGCUGGAAGAGCCGGCCGGACCAUGCCGUGUGCAGCGUCGAAACGGGCCUGCACAUGAUCAAGGCGAUUAAGGACGUGCGGAUGCAGACCAAUGUGCACGACCUCGACAUGCGCAUCGGCAUUCACAGCGGCUCGGUGAUGUGCGGAGUGCUGGGUGAGAAAAAGUGGCACUUUGAUGUGUGGUCUAACGACGUUAUAACGGCGAACCACAUGGAGUCGGGUGGCGUUCCGGGUCGGGUGCAUAUAUCUGAAGCCACGCUGAACUGCUUGAACGACACGUACGAGGUGGAACCGGGCAACGGCGCGAGCCGCGACAGUCACCUCAAGAUGAUGAACAUCAAUACAUAUCUUAUCAAGCGUACGGAGCCGCUGCGGCCACGCAAGAGACUGAUGAACCGGAUGAGCACGUUACAGUUCGAGAAGGAGGUGAUAAGCAAGAUCAACGAUUCGAAGAAUCGGAAGGACUCCAAAACGCCAAGCGUAGCGUCCAGCGGAACGAACAAUAACCAUAUCACGAAACGCAGCUCCAAGUCGACGAUUCACGAGGAUGAAACGACGACGGAUUGGAUUCCGGAGAUUCCGUUCAAGAACUUGAAUCCCGUCGGGGUCAACAAUGCCGAGAGCUUCCGAGAUAAGCAGAACUGUGACCACGAGGACACCGUUCAAUCUACCGAGGAGGUCGACGAGAUCAUUGAUCAGAACAUUCAGAUCAACUCGAACAAGCAGAUGCGCAUGGAGUAUCUGUACACUUGGACCUUGAAGUUCAAGGACUCUUCCCAGGAGGGUAACUUUUGCCAGCUUCGUGAGGACAUGUUCCGGUCGAACAUGCUGUGCGUGUUUGUGGUGUGGAUUUUCAUAGCACUUUGUCAGGUCGUGAUCAUUCCCAGGUGUACGGUUCUGAUCGUGUCACUUUCGAUCACCACGCUCGUUCUGACCAUCGGCUGUAUCCUCGUGAUGGCAGAAGAGUUUUCUGCGCUGCCCUUGUUUCUGCAGAAAAGUUCGUCCACUCUUGUGCACGAUCGAAAGCGGCGAACAAUCUUCGUUUGUGUUACGAUCAUUUUGAUGUCUGCGGCUAGCUCGAUGGGACUGAUCAUGUGCGAUUUGAAAGAAUCUACCGUGACAACGGAAACCAAAGAACCUUCCAUUGCCUUUUUGCACACGUUUAGUCCGUCGGUACCGAAGCAGGAGAUCCAGCUGAACCUAACCGUAACUGCUACUAUCAAUCAGAACUUGAUUCUGAACUCGCAUAAAGUGGUCAACUUGGAUUUGGAAACGCUUCUCAAUGAGCAGAACAGGUCGCUGAAAGACUUGAGCGAGCAAGAGCAACUUCUUUACGGGUUGAAUCCCACGUUCAUAGAAAUCCCUCAAAGCUACAAGACAUCGUCAAGUAAUUUGUCAACGGAAGAGAUUCUGCUAGAGAAGGAGAUAAGACCAGGACCACCGCCACCUCCGGGUCCCCCUGCUCCCCCGGGAUCAAACACCUGCGUCCAUCCCGAAUACGUUGUCUUCACCUGGGUCCUCUGUCUAAUAUCCCUCGCCACCGCCCUGAAACUUUACUACCUCGUAAAAACCUGCAUGGCCAUCGCCAUGGUCGCUUGUUACUCCAUCCUAAUCCUGCUCGUGUUCAACGACGUCUUCGAAACGUACGACACCGAGUUCAUGCAGGCUAGCGGAAUGCCGCUCGCGGCGCAAAUGAUGAUUCUACUCCUCGUUUUCCUCACCAUGGUCACGUAUCACGCCCGGCUUGUCGAAGUGACCUCCCGGUUGGACUUUAUCUGGAAGGAGCAAGCCGAGAAGGAGCUCUCGAACAUGAAGUCCAACCGGCACCUGAACGACCUUCUCAUCAAGAACAUCCUGCCGGACCACGUGGCUUCGUACUACCUCUCCGAGGAGCGGGCCGACGAGCUGUACGCCCAGAUGCACGAGCUGUGUGGCGUCAUGUUCGCGUCGAUACCGAACUUUAAGGACUUUUACUCGGAGGAUAUCGAGAACGGGAAGGCGUGCAUUCGCAUUCUGAACGAGAUCAUCUCGGACUUUGACUCGCUGCUGGAGGAGCCGCGGUUCGCGACGGUCGAGAAGAUCAAGACGGUCGGGGCGACGUACAUGGCGGCGUCCAACUUGCGGUACGGAAAUAAGACAAAGGUGGACGAAAAAGACGAACAAGCGGUCUGUGAUUUGGUCGAGUUUGCGCUGGCGAUGCGCCAGAAGCUGCAGGAGGUGAACAAGGACGCGUUCAAUACGUUCCAGCUGCGCGUCGGCAUCAGCAGUGGACCCCUGGUGAGCGGGGUGAUCGGAGCCCGCAAGCCGGUGUACGACAUCUGGGGCAACACGGUGAACGUGGCCUCCCGGAUGGACAGCACGGGCGAGAACUGGAAGGUUCAGGUUCCGGACUACACGGCGGCGCUGCUGCAGACCAAGGGGUACACUUGCGUGCAACGGGGCGAGGUAAACGUCAAGGGCAAGGGGCUAAUGCUCACGUACUGGGUGCUGGGCAUGAACGUAUCCGCCAGCCAGCUCACCUCACCGGCGCUGAUGCCCGCGGGAGUUCCGCAGGCACAGACACCCUCGCUGCAGCGGCAGGUUUCACAGCACAGCUCGCUGGCGGCGGUCGUGUUCGGCAUGAUGCAAGCGUCCAAGCGGAGCAACCUCAACACAACCCCAACCGGAACGCCCUCGCCGAGAACCCGGUUCGGGCGACGGGGAAGCACAUUCAGCUCAGUGAGAUUGAGUCAGAAAGUGCAGUCUAACAACCCGAUCCGGCGGAACACGACCCGGGUGCGGGGCCGCAGCUACACCAUGAAGAAGCCGACCAUUCCCCACUCGCCGACGGUGCAGUUCCCCCCGGAGCCGCCGGCGGUCCAGAGUGCCCCCGCGGACAGCAAUGUGAUACCAUCCUUCCGACAGCUGCACCAGCACGUCUCCGAGGAACAGACUGGAGUGUGAAUCGUGGUUGUUAUAGAAGAAAGGCGUAGUUUUUAUCGAGGCAGGAAAGGAAUGGAGACAAAAUUAUACACUUAAAAACUAAACAAUUUUUUAACCUGAACCGACUCGACCCUGCCAUGACCGUAAAAUGUAGUGCGGUCACUUUUGGGGCGCGGUCGAAAGCCGGUAGCCAAAUAUACUAUUCUAGUCAUGAUGAUGUAAGGAAAACAAACAAAAGCAACCAACACUUUUAUCAUACUUUAACUUAUUGCACAAAAACUACAACUUUCGACUGUUCCUGUAUCCGGAAUUGGACGCGAAAGCAAACUUUUUAACCUUAAAUCUCUGGAAACAAUCGUUUUAACUUCUCAGAAGUAAGGGCUCUAGUUUGCAUCUUUUCGACCGAA
Culex pipiens pallens (northern house mosquito) is the source of this 5662-nucleotide messenger RNA. RefSeq names its product adenylyl cyclase 78C (gene Adcy8). The coding region runs from base 744 to 5276 and encodes 1510 amino acids. Gene Ontology annotation, cellular component: plasma membrane. NCBI's taxonomy places the organism in Eukaryota, Metazoa, Arthropoda, Insecta, Diptera, Culicidae. The transcript is spliced from 13 exons. Gene Ontology annotation, molecular function: adenylate cyclase activity. The record is from RefSeq and is a predicted model, not a curated record. Gene Ontology annotation, biological process: intracellular signal transduction; adenylate cyclase-activating G protein-coupled receptor signaling pathway; cAMP biosynthetic process.